Molecule: messenger RNA, 1377 nt
Organism: Penicillium olsonii
Lineage: Eukaryota; Fungi; Ascomycota; Eurotiomycetes; Eurotiales; Aspergillaceae
Source: the annotation of a GenBank genome assembly
AUGACAAGCCUGUCCCUCACCCCAUUUCGGUCCCACCUCACCUGGAAUGAGCGAUGGUAUCUGGACUAUUACCGUAGUCGAGCCGCGGUACGACUCGGUAACUACUACAUUUCCCCAUUCUGGAAUGGUCUAGUUCUUCAGAUAUGCGACCAGCACCCCGUGGUCUGCCAUGCCGCAAUUGCAUUGGGUGCAUAUUAUCACCAGUUGGAAAAAUUCCGGCACGGUGAGAAAGCGGACUUAGAAUCUCUGCCCGCUCUCUAUCAUUCUACAAAAGCGAUCACUUGUCUCCGAGAAAGUCUGGCUCGGGAUUCUGCAGCUCUCACGGGUAGCACAAAUUACAUACAGAAGGAGCUGGUCAUAGUCACAUGUGCUCUAUUCGCAAAUCUUGCUUUUUUACAAGGGGAUCUCCCGGCCUUCCGCUCUCACUUGACUUCUGGAUACAACCUCCUUAAGCAAUGGGAAAUUGAAAAGAGAAGUUUAUCGGGGUUCCUGUUGACCCAACUAUUCGUCAGGAUCCGCGGUCAUUCGGCGUUUUGCAGCAAUCCCAAGUUACUUCAGAUAUUGCCCGACGAUGCCGAUUACUUCCACGUGGAGUACUCGAUGCUCCCCAGGAAUGCGGUCCCGUCGUCCAAUAUGUCUAAAACUCUCUUUACCCCUAUUGACCAACUCGAUCGAAUUUGGAACUUGACAUCGGUUUUAAACGGUGUCGUGAUUCAUGGCACGUAUUCUGAUUUUGAGGUCGGACCGGCAUGUUCUCUCAAUGACCAUGCAAUAGAGAUAUCAACGAAUAUCCAGCUCGUCCUCCGCGCAUCGCAUAAUCAACCUCCGGGAAACAAUGAUUCCCUCAAAUUGGUUGCUCUUUGGGCAGAAGUCAUUGGGAUCAAAGUUGCUGUUGCUCAGAUUCCUGGUUCGGAUGAGAUAGCAUAUGAUGAUCACUUGGAGCAAUUUCAGCGAGCUGCAAAAAUGGCACUGGACCUGUCAGGUCCGGGUACAAACGUUGAGAGGUUGUCGCCAAUGUUCUACGAAGUCUCUGUUGUUCCUGCACUGCUAUGGAUUGGGCUCAAAUGCCGCAAUUGGCUAGUCCGCCGUGAUGUCCUCUACAUACUGCGAAACUUGGCUGGAGAUCACUUCUGGGUAUGCGCAACAACUACCGCAAUGAGUAGAUUAAUACUUCUUGAGUCUAGUGGGAUGAAAAGAGGGGAAUUUAUUCCUAAAGCUUCCCGGUUUGAUCGGGUCAACGUGAGAAUUGAUCGUGCAGCAUCGAAAGUUGAACUGCGACAUUGCACGCUUCGCACGCCCACAAAAGGUAAUGAUGACGAUAACUUGGAAGUUAUGGAAGGCAUAGCUACGUACCCUUAUGAAGACAAUGGGAUUUGA